ACACAGGAGACGAUGGCUGAACGUCAAGGAGACCCUCCUUCAGAAUCCGCUGACCACAAGCCUGAACCCAAGCAGGUGGCUGGAGAGAAUGCGACGUCGCAGAGCAACGCUGAGGAAGUUGCCCCCAAAGAUGCUGCGGCGACAGAACAGAAAGGCGGCGCGCAAAGCGGCAAUGAGCCUCCAAAGAACGAGCCAGAAAAGCCUGAGGAGCAGAAGGAAGAAGAGAACAAAGAGAAAAAAGAGGCAGAAGAAGAGAAGAAAGAAGAGAAAACUAAUGGAGAUGUAGGAGGAGAAGAGAAGAAAGAAGAGAAAAAUGAUGGAGAUGGAGGAGGAGAAGAGAAGAAAGAAGAGAAAAAUGAUGGGGAUGCAGGAGGAGAAGAGAAGAAAGAAGAGAAAACUAAUGGAGAUGCAGGAGGAGAAGAGAAGCAAGAAGAGAAAACUAAUGGAGAUGGAGGAGGAGAAGAGAAGAAAGAAGAGAAAAAUGAUGGAGAUGCAGAAGAAGCACAAGAAGAAGAGUCCUCUCCUCCAGCCAACAAAUACCACACCGUGAACUACAGGAAGAUUAAGAAAGGAUUCGCCAAGCAGAGGAUCAGUGCAUUCGAAACCCGGGACUUUGCGAAGUUGGAAGAGGAGGGAGAAUCUGAGGAGCAGAAGGAUGGAGCCACGACAGAAGAAGGAGCAGCUGCUAAUGAAGCUAAUCAAACGAACGGAGAGGCCGGAUCUCCUGAAAAUGGGACUUCUGAAAACAGCGAUGGACAGAAAGAAGGGCAGGAUGGAGAGAAAGAAGGGCAAGAUGGAGAGAAAGAAGGGCAAGAUGGAGAGAAAGAAGGGCAGGAUGGAGAGAAAGCAGGUGAAGAAGCAGGAGACGAGCAGGAGGACAAGAACAGCACAAAGGAUGGAUCAGGCAAGAACUCUGGUAUCUCCAAGUUCUUCACUGUGAGCUACAGGAAGAUCAAGAAAGGCAUCACGAGGCAGCGGGUCGACGAGUUCGAGUUCAUGGGUGUGCAGCAGUGAAUUCACACACACACA
Neoarius graeffei (lesser salmon catfish) is the source of this 1029-nucleotide messenger RNA. RefSeq names its product cilia- and flagella-associated protein 251-like. The record is from RefSeq and is a predicted model, not a curated record. Gene Ontology annotation, biological process: regulation of cell shape; actin filament organization. Lineage: Eukaryota; Metazoa; Chordata; Actinopteri; Siluriformes; Ariidae. The transcript is spliced from 3 exons. Gene Ontology annotation, molecular function: actin filament binding. The coding region runs from base 13 to 1014 and encodes 333 amino acids.